This is a messenger RNA of Lottia gigantea (owl limpet), 381 nucleotides long. RefSeq lists its product as hypothetical. The coding region runs from base 1 to 381 and encodes 126 amino acids. The transcript is spliced from 3 exons. Lineage: Eukaryota; Metazoa; Mollusca; Gastropoda; Lottiidae. The record is from RefSeq and is a predicted model, not a curated record.
AUGAGGCUCUUGGUGAUAUUGACACUUUCAUCUUUACAUCUCUGCCAGGUAUAUGGUGAAAGUAAAAUCUGUAAAACAUCAGAUGAAUGUGACGUAGGAGAAUGCUGUGCUAUACCACCAUUGUUUCCCAUCAUGAGUAAAAGAGCUGAAUUACUCCCUCCAAAACAGAAAGAUGGGCAUUGUAAAAAGUUCUUGGUAGAAGGAGCCUACUGCAAUUUUUUCAACAAAGCUAAUGCUGUAGACUGUGGCUGUGCUGAUGGUUUAUAUUGUCAUUUCUACCCCGAUCCAAGAAUUGGUAAACGAAAAUUGGCUCCUGGUCGACGAGUUUGUGAGAAGGAACUCAUUCUAGAAAGUACUCAACCAUCCAAAUUUUUUAGCUAA